Perca flavescens (yellow perch) is the source of this 2112-nucleotide messenger RNA. RefSeq lists its product as uncharacterized. The transcript has 5 exons. NCBI's taxonomy places the organism in Eukaryota, Metazoa, Chordata, Actinopteri, Perciformes, Percidae. The record is from RefSeq and is a predicted model, not a curated record. The coding region runs from base 1 to 2112 and encodes 703 amino acids.
AUGGAGGAUUUCUAUGAGGACUACUUUGAGGAUGACUACGAGGAAGAGCCUCCCUGGAACACGACACCUGCUGGCUUUAACGGCCCCCAACAACGAGCCCCCGACUACCGUCGAGCUAACAGCUACCGAGCUAAUAAUAACUGGCAGGGUAACGGAGGCUGGAGAGGCAGAAACGGACGCCGAAUAAUAGUUAUAAUCGCCGCGGCCGAUCCAACAACAAUAACGGCGGAGCCCGCUGGCAAAGUGGCUCGCGAUCCCGUGGCAGGUCCGGGCAGAGAGGCCAGCAGCAGCCACGCCAACAGCAGCCACGCCAACGGAGCAACAACUACAACAAUCAAAGCUCACCAAGCUAAUUGCCGGUCGAUAAAACCGGCGGAUCCUACGACUGAGACAGAUGCUUUGAUUAGGGAAAAUGCAGAAAUAUGGCAAGAAUCCACUCUGUUAAUCCUACAAAGACACUAUGUUGAGUCUAUCAAAGUCAACUUACGAUCCUUGGUGCAGUUACAGCUAGAUGAUUGGCAAACAAACUUUGACAUAGCGGCAGCGUGGGCCAAGAGCCAUUUUAGACGCAGAUUGUCACAGGACACGCUCGAUACGGUGUAUGCUAAAAUCCUGGAGACCCUGCCAGCUCGCCCUGAGCCCGCUACACGACCUGCUACCCGAUUGCGUACACUCAACAUACCUGGAAUCCAGAAUGAAGUGGCGAAUCUACGGGGAGAAAGAGGCAGAGCCGCACAGCCGACUCGGACGAGGCUACAACAGAACUGGAAUGAAGUGAUUGUGGAGGAUCCAGAGGAAACUCCAGCUCCACAACAACUUCCCCAACGCGCCCCGAGGGUUUUUAACCACGUUGGGAGACCUGCUCAGACGUCGGGACCUGUGACAGUGACGGCAGAUGUGCACCGCGAUGCUGGAAACCAAGGACAUCGGAGGGAAACAGCAGGGCCGGAGGAACAAGGUGAGCUGGGGGGGCCCCCUCCUCGACCUUUGGCUCAGUCUUCUCCUGCUCCUCCCCCCACCACCACCUCCCCCCAUGCCUCUGAGGAUUCCACCUUCUCCUUUGUCCCUCCCACCCCGCCGCCUCACCAACCCGCCGCGGCACAAGCUGAGCCGCAACCUGACCUCGACACCGAUGGGUUAACUGAAGCUGACGUUCUGGGGAACAUGAGAGCUCGACUCGAGGUGCUACGCUCUACCACUGGUGAGGUGGUGGCCACUGAGAUUCCCGAUCCGGGCCCGGAGGCCCUUGACCCUCUCAGCAUCACGAUCUCAGAUGUUGAGACCCCACGUAGAGCUACUGUGCAGCCCUCUCGUGGACAGAUCAUCACAGAAGCAGCACAGACUUCUCUGUUGGACAGAGGCCUGACCUUUGUCCCGUCCAUCCAGAGGCAAACCAACAAAGAGGUGAGGGAUAUUCUUAGGGCUGAUUUACAGAGCUAUCAUAGACAUCUCAAGUUAGCUGUGUAUUACCAGGACAGAAGAGAUUCGAUACAGCUACCUUUUUUACCAAAGUCUAAUUGGUCUCCUGCCUUAGCCCAUCUUCCUUCAGAGGUUUCCCAUUUAAUCCAACUCGACAUGACUGCUCUCCAAAAUGACUAUAGAGUCGGUUGGACUAAAUCUAACUUGUCACGCUAUGAAUUAGAAGCUCUUGACCAACUUAGCUCUAAUAAUAAUCUGGUGAUUAAACCAGCGGACAAGGGAAGCGCUGUGGUCAUAUUGGACAGGGAGGAUUACCUCCAAGAGGGUUUUAGGCAGCUCAACAACACUUAUUAUUAUAAGAAACUAGAUGGACCCAUCUUUAAACAAACUAUUCCUAUGGUUGACAAGAUUGUGAACACUUUACAUGCCAAAAAGUUCAUUAACACCAAGCAGAAGAAUUUCCUCCUGAGCGAUAAGGAGCCCAGAGCUCAAGAUUUUACCUCCUCCCAAAAAUCCAUAAAGCAGGCCUUGAAGAUUCCGGCCUCGGCCUUCCUUUUCUCGAUGGAUGUUGAGGCGCUGUAUACCAACAUCAGCACUCCAGACGGCUUGGCGGCGGUUAAAGAAACCUUCCAAAACAUCCAAAUGUUAAAAGGCCCGAUAAAGAGCUCCUUCAGCUGCUCGAGCUCAGCUUAA